This is a messenger RNA of Stegodyphus dumicola, 1425 nucleotides long. Its product is annotated as rhodopsin, GQ-coupled-like. Gene Ontology annotation, molecular function: G protein-coupled receptor activity. The record is from RefSeq and is a predicted model, not a curated record. Gene Ontology annotation, biological process: G protein-coupled receptor signaling pathway. Gene Ontology annotation, cellular component: membrane. NCBI's taxonomy places the organism in Eukaryota, Metazoa, Arthropoda, Arachnida, Araneae, Eresidae.
UCAAAUACAGCCGGGUGUCGCAGUUUCCAGGAUAAUGUCAUGAAUGAUCUGAUCGAGCUGACCUAGACCGCGAAUUUUACUUCACUUCUAAUUUUUGGGGCUUUAAUCUUCCUUAGGUGAGAAGUCGGAAAUCUUCCAUAAAACGUUUGAUGAUGAAUUCCACAACAUUUGUAUCACUUAAAUCCACAAAUGAUAUUUUUUUGCCUUUUCGCGUUGUUUUGGUGGUGAGUGCGUGUAUCGCAUCCACUAUGGGUAACGUGAUUAUUCUUGUUAUUUUCUCCGCAAGUAAGCGAGAGAUUAAAAAUAAAAGAAGUAACCGCUGCCGAGUCAUUGAUAUCAUUAUUGCAUCAAUAGCUAUAGCAGCUCUUGGAAGAAGUCUUUUACUGGGACCCCUUCAAACAGCUUGUUUUACUCAAGGUGAGUGGCCAUUUGGAGAAUCUAUGUGCCAGCUGCAAGCAUAUAUUGAAGCCAUGCUCAGAAAUGCAGUUAUUUGGUACCUCAGCCUCCUGAGUAUAGAAAGAUAUACAAAGCACAUUAUGCCUCACGAAUACCUUGCGACCUUCAGUCCUCUCACUGUCAAUAUCAUCUUACUAGGUAUUCUGCUCAUUGUAAUCGUGCAAGUAACAGCUCCUCUUUACGGAUGGGGAAAAUAUGAGUAUAUUCACGAUACAGGCUUAUGUGGAACGGCUACAACUUCAACCUUUGGGUGCUCCUACGCUCUGUAUCUUCUUCUUUCACUUACACUGCCACCUUUAUCAGUAAUUAUGGUAAAUGGAGUUCUCCUCUCGUAUCAAAUGUGCAAAAAAUCAAAGGCACAGGAAACAACAAAGAGAAGCAUGUCUUGCGGUAACUCUCGUAUUUUGAGUUCAGAAAAGGAAAUACCUUCGCUUGUUGCUUUUAUGGUACUUUUUGUCAUUAUGAGCAUUCCUCGGUGCAUUGCAGACGUUGUUAUUAUGUGCAGCGAAACAUACCAUCUUCUGUCCCCAUUCAUCUUUAGCAUCUACUUUUUAGAUAGCCUAACAAGCGUUUUAUUACCAGUUCUGUGCUUCAGCAUGCAUCCGAGAUCUCGCCAGAUAUUGAGUGAAGUUUUUAGAAAGAAGGAAAGUUGUAUUCCUGAAAAGCCUAUAGCCUAAAAUGACAUACAUUUAUGAUUCUUAAUGUUAUGACACUCCAUCUGUAAUCAAAUAUAUGUUUUUAUGCAUAUUAUUAUAAAACUGGCAUUCAGUUUAAAAACCAGUGUUUAAUGUUUUCAAUUAUGUCAUCGCCAUCAUAUUAACAUUUGAUGUCAUAAUGGGUGUUGUGUAAUGAUUUUUAAUGUCAUGUAAUAAAUUUCGAGAAAAAUUCAUUAUCUGUGGCGCGAAAAUGUUCAUUGUAAUAAAGUUUUAUCAAAAAUAUCAGCUGUUUUUUAUAUAGUUAGCAUAACAG